Messenger RNA from Cladophialophora yegresii CBS 114405, 432 nucleotides. RefSeq lists its product as uncharacterized. The coding region runs from base 1 to 432 and encodes 143 amino acids. The transcript has 2 exons. The record is from RefSeq and is a predicted model, not a curated record. Lineage: Eukaryota; Fungi; Ascomycota; Eurotiomycetes; Chaetothyriales; Herpotrichiellaceae.
AUGAUAACGGCGACAGACGAGGCAUCAUUUCUGCAGCGCCUGGGAAGCGGGCGAGCAGACCCAUUCAAUUCCUACCCAAUUCUCGCCACACCAGACGUGCACGAAUUGGUUGAUCACUUCUACUUUGUCAUCCCUUCACUUGUCCACAAAUACUGGGAAAGAGCAGCUCGCCGACCUCGAGCGUGCUGGGAUCUAUUCAACCUCUAUCGCAUGCACGAGAUCCCCUUCCUGGGCAUGCUGCACCACGCAGCGCAUCAUCUGGCCAGCAUGAGAGGGCAAAACGAAUCCUUGCAAGUAAUCGAGUUCAAGCAGCGCAGCCUUGUGGCGGUGAAUCGGAGGCUUCAGACGCUACGAGAGCCUUGCGACGAUUGGACCAUCAUCGGGGUCGGUCUGCUUGCCAACGCUGAGGUGAGCUUGGAAUACCCGCUGUAA